Molecule: messenger RNA, 4319 nt
Organism: Carica papaya (papaya)
Lineage: Eukaryota; Viridiplantae; Streptophyta; Magnoliopsida; Brassicales; Caricaceae
Source: RefSeq, a predicted model, not a curated record
GAAAAAAACUGAAGAUCUAUAUUUAGAUGAAAUGCAGGAUGGAGGAAGUAUUCUUUGGGAACUGGAUAAGGAAGGUUUUCCAAGACUGAAGCAUCUUCACCUCAAUAAUAGUCCUAAGAUUCGAUACAUUGUGAAUUCUAUGGAGGAGCCAUGGUUUAGUUCAAAUGCUUUUCCAGUUUUAGAGUCAUUGUUUGUCCAGAAUUUGAUCAACCUUGAGAAGAUAUGUCAUGGGAAACUUAGAGUGGGAUGUUUCAGCAAAUUAAGAAAAGUAAAAGUGGGAAAUUGUCAAAAACUGGAGAGGCUAUUCCCUUUGUCCGUUUUCAAGAGCCUUCUGCAACUUGAGGAAAUUGAAAUUACGGAUUGUGAGAACAUAGCAGGGAUUGUCACGGAGGAAAGAGUGGUUCCUUCUGUUGAUAAUGAAACAUCUGAGAUUGAGCUUCGUCAAUUACGGUCCUUGACCCUACAAAAUCUACAGAAACUCGUUAGCUUCCACUACAAGGAACAACUGUCUCCAACAUUUCAAAGUAGAACAUCAAAUUCCAUGCUACUUUUGGAUGAAAAGAUUCUGUUCCACAGUUUGGAAGACUUGAAAUUGUCAUCCGUGAACAUAGCAAAGAUAUGGCCUGACCAAUCCUCAGCAGUAGCUUCUUGCCUAAAGAAGCUGAAAACCUUGACUUUGGAGGGUUGCGACAAUUUAAAAUAUGUGUUUUCAUCAUCUAUGGUUAAAAAUAUUCUGCAACUCAAAACACUUGUAGUACGUGAUUGUAAGUCGGUGGAAAAGAUCAUAGUAACAGAAAGGUUACAUGAUGAAAGAAACAUGAAUGAAUUGUUCUUCCCUGAACUAUAUGACCUGAGGCUUGAAAAUCUUCCCCAACUUACUGGAUUUUGUGCUAGAAGUUUAACUGACUUUCCAUCCUUGAGAUGGUUGGUGAUAAAGAAAUGCCCUGAACUGGAGUCAUUUACCUCCAACACUGCAAGGGAUCAGAGAAUAUUGGCAGCAGAAUCUCAAAGAGAAGCAAUACCUCUCUUUAAUGAAAAGGUCAAGCUACCCAACUUAGAGAGAUUAUUAAUUGAGGAGAUGGAUAACUUGGAAAAACUAUGGAACAGCCAACUCGCCCCAGAUGCUUUCUCCAAACUAGAUUACUUUGCAGUAUGGAACUGCAAAAAACUAUUAACUGUCUUUCCAUCUAAUAUGAUAAACAGGCUCCAGAGAUUAGACCGGAUGCGGGUACAUCUCUGCCCCUCAUUAAAAUCAAUAUUUGAACCUCUAGGGGCUGAGCAUCCGGAAUCAAGAUCAGCAAUCCCCAAGUUUGUAUUUCCUCAAGUAACGGUCUUGGAGAUUUGGGACAUACCAGAACUCAGAAGUAUAUACCCUGGAAUGCAUACUACAGAAUGGCCAUUGCUGAAAAGAAUGCACUUACAUGGGUGUGACAAAGUGAAUGUAUUUGCUUCAGGAGCUCCUUGGUUUCUACAAACACAAAGAGGUGAGCAAACAGAGAUUUCAAAUCAACAACCUCUCUUCCUGGUUGAUGAGGAGACCUUUCCUAACCUGGAGGAGUUGAAGUUGCAGAGAAUUGAUGCCAUUACAGAGAUAUGGCAUGGAAAAUUUUCAGCCGCAUACUUAUGCAAAUUAAAAGUUCUUGAACUGACAGACUUUCUUAAGAGACCUAUCCUUCCUUCCCUCAGUUUCAUUCAGUUACUACCAGCUCUUGAAAAGCUUAAUAUUAGUGAAGCCCCUUUUGAGUCCAUAUUUCAAUCUAGAGAGUGUGCUAGGGAUGAAAUGCUUGCAGGGAGACUGACUAAGUUAAGUGAAUUAAAGUUGUCUAAACUCCCUGAUUUAAAGCAUCUAUUGAAGGAGGAAGAUGAACCCGGCCUUGUUCUUCCAUGCUUAAGGCCUGAACAAGUAGAGUCGAUAACAUUCAAGAAUCUGACAGUUCUCGAGGUAUCAAAAUGUGGUAGAUUAGUAAGUUUAGUGAGACAGUGUACAGCCAGGAGCUUAGUCCAACUCCAAAAGCUAAGAAUAUCUGAUUGUGAAAUGAUAGAAGGAAUCAUAGUUUACCUUGGGGGUGAAGUUAAAGACGGGAUUGUAUUAAAAAAAUUGAAAUCUUUAGAACUUCAUUGUUUACCAAGUCUUGGAAGUUUCUGCUUCGGAGAUUACCCUCUCGAAUUUCCAUCCUUGGAAGAAGUUAUCAUCAGAGGAUGCCCAAGGAUGAAGUUCUUCUCUCAGGGAGCCUUGAGCACGCCAAAUCUGCAGAGAGUACAGUUGACUGAAGGAGACAAUGAAGGGAACUGGAAUGGUGACCUUAACACCACCAUAAAACAGAUGUCCUCAGAGAUGGUUGGAUAUAACAGCUUAGAGCAUUUGAAGCUCUCAAUGUUCCCAGAGUUGGUGGAAAUGUGGAGUAGGAGCCCAUCAAUACCUUUCAACUUCAAAACCCUGAAAUUCCUGGAAGUCCAAAACUGUAACAACUUGAGGUACCUAAUGUGUCCCUCCAUGAUACAUAGCCUAGAUCAACUGGAAGAGUUGAAAAUAGAGAACUGCGCCCUGAUGGAAAAUGUAAUUACCGCAGAAGAUGCUGGGGAAAUUACAGGAGUUAAAUUGGCCUUCCCUUUGCUUAACUCCAUUUCUCUUGAGUCUUUGCCCAACCUAACAAGUUUCUGUUUGGGAAGCAAUGAUCUUGAAUGUCUAUCCUUGGAAAAGAUUACCAUCAGGAACUGCCCCAAAUUGAUCACAUUCUCUUCAGUGUUCCUAAAGGAGCAAGAUCUAGGGGUCACUGGUGAUGGAAACAUUGAAAGUUCUAGCAACGGAGAUGCUGAUAACCCUGUUACAUCACUUUUCAGGGAGAAGGCUGUGCUCCCUAAGCUUAAGGAAGUCGUCAUCUCGCAUAUAGAUAACCUGGAACAGAUAUGGAACAACUACAUUUCAGCAACCUCCUUGUCUGAGCUAAAGAUAGUGAAAGUCCAAAAUUGUCCAAAGCUAUCAACAGUUUUCCCAGCUGUUGCAGCUAGAAGUCUUCUGCAACUUGAGCAACUUCUGAUAGGGUACUGUGGAGUGGAGUACAUUGUUUCAAAACUUGAAGGAGACGAAACUGCAUUCCUUAACUUUGUGUUUCCUCAAGUAUCAUCGGUAGAGCUUAGGACUUUGCCAGAGCUCAAAAGUUUCUACCCAAGUAAGCAUACUACUGAAUGGCCAAAGUUAAAAAGACUGGAUGUGUACCACUGCGAGAAACUAUGGCUAUAUUCUCCAGAAUACGCAAUCCAAUCAUACGAAGACGGUAGACUUAAUGUCCCAGACCUGCAAAUGCCUCUUGUGCUGGUUGAAAAGGUCCUUCCCAACUUGGAAACCAUGUCAUUGAAGGAGGAAGACAUUGCCAUGAUAUCCUAUAGCAACAUUUCUCCGGCAGACCUAUUUCGCAAAGCAAAAUUUCUUCUGGUGCAGUGCUUUCAUGGUGAAUCAGCUGUCGUGCCUCUGGAUUUUCUUGAGAGAAUACAUGAUGUGGAAAAGUUGGGCAUUGGAUGCAGUUAUUUCCCAGAACUAAUACCAUACCGAGGAGGAGGUAAAUACACUGGGAUAUUCACCCGCAUAAGAAAUCUAAGGCUAGAUACUCUUCCCUGGAUACAACAUGUAGGAAUCCGUGGCAGCCAAUUUGAAUCAGCUCUGCAGAAUCUUGAAAUCUUGGAAGUGUGGUUUUGUGAUGGUUUGACAAGCUUAACACCAUCCUCAGUCUCAUUUCCAAAUCUGAAAUCCUUGGAUAUAUGGCAGUGUAAAUCAUUGAAGACAUUAGUGACAUUCUCAGCUGCCAGAAGGCUGGUACAGCUCACAGAGAUGAGGAUAAGAGAGUCUGGAAUGCUGAGAGAAAUGAUUUCAACUGAGGGAGGUGAACCAGAAGAAGAGAUUGUUUUUGGGAAAUUAAGAUGUAUAGAACUUGAUGAUUUAUCAAGCCUGUAUUGUUUCUGCUCAUCAAAUUGCAGGCUCAAGUUUCCUGCACUGGAGGAAAUGAUUGUCAAUAAAUGCUAUGGGUUUGUGAUCUUCUGUAAAGGAGUCUUGAGCACACCAUUGCUGAGCAGAGUAUGGCUGAAAACAGAAUAUGAUGAGUGGCGUUGGGAGGGUGAUCUUAAUGCCACUGUAAACAUAUUGUACCAGGAAAGGCUAGCAGCGGGUACAUCCGAUCGACGCCAUAUACAAUAGUGAAACUCGAUUUUUUCAGGAAAAUAUAUGUAAAGUUUUCAAGAAAAGGAAACGGGUGAAUUCUGAACUAACCGAAAAAAGUAAUUGCUUAUUGUAAAGCAAAUGACAUGCAUAACAUGAUAGAUUUCCG